Molecule: messenger RNA, 1510 nt
Organism: Harmonia axyridis
Lineage: Eukaryota; Metazoa; Arthropoda; Insecta; Coleoptera; Coccinellidae
Gene: Ada3
Product: transcriptional adapter 3
Exons: 8
Coding region: 147-1430 (427 amino acids)
Biological process (GO): regulation of transcription by RNA polymerase II
Cellular component (GO): SAGA complex
Molecular function (GO): transcription coactivator activity
Source: RefSeq, a predicted model, not a curated record
UCUAAAUCUCAGCUAUUUUUCUGUUGAUAAAAAUUCAAAAACAUUAUACAAUUUUUUUUAUUGGAAUCUAGAAGAAUUUUCACGAAUGUUUUUAUGCUAUAAACUUUAUUAACAUCGUACAACCGAUACAAGUUAAUAUUAGAAAAAUGAACGGUUUAUCCAAAAACUGUGCGGGGAAAGCACUUUCCCUACGCAGUUUUGGAAAAGAAGGGUUAACACCUGAAAAAGUGAAAGGUGAAUCUACGGAGGAAAUUCAUUCAAGUAGUUACUCCGUUCCUUUUAUACGUAUUUCGCAAAACUCUUCUUGUUUGGCAAAGUAUACAAAUGUAUUAUCAAGAACUUCUGAGGAUGGAAUAACAAUGGACGAUUUGGAUGCUCUUCAGCAAGAUUUGGAAAAACUAUUAACAAACUGUGCCUUGAGAAACAGGUAUUUCAGAACUGAAAUUGAAUCUAUCGAUAAAGUGGAAGAAAAACGAGAUAAAAGGGGGAAACAGACUUCUCUUAAGAGAAAAAGACAAGACGAUAAAAUGAAAUUCAAGGAUAUCAAAAACGGAACUAGAAUUGUUAAAAAGCAUGGCUUAGGUGUGAACAAUUUCAUAGUAGAAACUCCACCAUUAAGACAUGAUGUUCCAAAAGUUACCUUACCAAAAAAUGAUACUUCUGAGAAGUUCUGGGCAUCUGUAGAGCCCUUUUGUGCUGAAAUUCAGAAAGACGAUGUUGCAUUUUUAGAUACUCUUAUUGAGGAGUGCUCUAAAGAAAUAACAAUAAAAGUACCUGAUAUUGGAGAGCAUUUCACUUCAGAAUGGUCAGAUGAGCUUUUGUUCGAAGAACAAAAUGUUACUAGUUCUAAAGGAAAUGAUUAUAAGAAAAAUGGUUUCAAUACGAUACUAGAUACUUUAUCGCAUCCAAAAACACAAAGUCUCCUAUCAACUCUACCUGCAACAUUGGAUAAAUUCAGAGUGUCAGAUUUAGGAAUAUUUAAAAAUUACAGUAGAAAAGGUUGUAUGGAAAAAAGAUUGAAGAAGGAACUUAUUGAUCAAGGAAUCUUCACUGUUGAAGAACUUCAAAAGACAACACCAGAGGAUGAAGUUCUACUUGAAAUUAAGAAAUGCCAACAUGAACUGAUAACUGUAAAUGAAUAUAACAAAAUGGAACUUCACAAACUUAGGAAUAAUGUAGCGAAAGAUAUGAAAAGGCAAGAAGUGAAAGAGGCAUUGAAAAAAUGCGACAGCAAAGUUAUAGAAUUAUACAAUAAAAUACUUGUAUCUAAGCAGAAAGCUUUACAAAAUGAAGAUGAAGAUGUAGAUAAACAACUACUAAAUGAACAAAUUACUAAAGAUUUCGAGAGUGAAGCAGAUGCUUUGGUUGAGCAACAAUAUAUACUAAACAGAGAACUUUUAGAUCUGAUUGAUUCAACAAUGUUAUAUUAGGGUAUAUUUGUUAAGAAAGAAUAUUUUAUUUUACAGCAAAUUGUUUAUAUCAGAAAAAAAUUAUAUCUUAUUAUACAUAA